AUGCAAACCUACAAUAACACCUCGAAGCGCAGAGUCUCCAAAGACCACAAUUUGCCUUCCGCAAUGUACCAUCCACCGUCCCCUGGCGCGUCUGUUUCAGCCUCAGCUCGUCUCUCGGACCAACAGGCAGAGCAACCCAAGACCAAGCUACUCGCACAAUUCCGCGCCGACUGGGACUUUCCACGAAUGGUCGCCAGUCUACCGCCCGGAUCAAAAACAUACUUCACGUCCAGUCCCUACUUCGCCAAAGACGUCAAGUUUACCUUGCGGACGCUGAGGGCUUUUGAAAAGUUGGCUGAGCUGGUUCCCAAAGAGCAACGUGAGGCUAAAUUGGAAGAGCUAGGUGGCAUGUUGUGCGGUCGACACAAAGGUCACAAGAGGAAGGGGUGGCCCGAGGAUAAGAAAUGGCCAAUUGGUGGCACUGAUGAGCAGAAGGAUGAGAACAUGAGGUUAGACGUGAAGGAGCUGAUUAAGGAGUUGGAGCCAACUUUCCAAGACAGUGAAGAGGAUGACCGGACCGCUGAUGACAAAACCACCGCACACGUCCGAAACGAGCCUUCGACGAACAAGACGCGUGCCGAGCUUUCAACUUCGAGCACCCGUGCGCCGUCCGAUACAAAUAAAGCACCACGACCACGCAGCCUGUCAGUGGUUGACGAAGAAAAAAGUAACGAAGAUCGUCAGGCACUCCUCACAGCGAUCUCGGAUAACUGGCCCUCAUGGUCGAUCGCCAAAUACCUGCCCAAACAUGCUGUUCCCCUUGGGAGGCCUGUCGCCGACUGGCCAUUCGGUCUGCUUCAGGCAGUGCUUGAGUUGUCCCGUGCUACCGCUGGUCGAGAUAAGGAAGUCCGGGAUAGGCUGGCAGAGGAGUUUCGGUCCAAAAAGAAGAGAUUUUCACAUCAAACGUCUUUGGACAGCAUCAAGGCUGUGCGCAACUCAUUCAAUGGGAAAGGCAAGAUGGCGCGAACAGAGUCGUCGGGUGACGAGCAGGCAGACAAUACCAAUGUAGUCGCAGGCCCAUCAACUGAACAAACUGCACCUUCUCAGACCGAACCUGCAGUGAAGCCAAGCACCUCAUCCACAGCCAAGGCUACAACAGAGCUCCGCAGCGCACCCACCGCCGAACCUCCCACACAGCCAACGCACAAGCGACCGGACGAUCAAGACAGCACAUCCGAGCCCCCUCCCAAGCGCGCAAAACACGCUGCAGAAGAGCGAAACGCGCCUGCCCCCGCGAGCCCAACUCAAGACCCAGUAUCGCCUUCAGUCGCUGGAUCGGAACCUACUCGCUCUCGCCGCUACUUAUCUGGACAGAUAAAUAAGCAGAUUAUAGUUGCAGAGUUUAAUAAGGUUUGUGCUAAGUUAGAUUAG
Molecule: messenger RNA, 1371 nt
Organism: Ascochyta rabiei
Lineage: Eukaryota; Fungi; Ascomycota; Dothideomycetes; Pleosporales; Didymellaceae
Exons: 2
Coding region: 1-1371 (456 amino acids)
Source: RefSeq, a predicted model, not a curated record